AUGACUUCUAACUCGAGAAGUGAUCGAAAUUCCUCCGACAUGUUUUACGGUAACUUUCCCGAAGGUUUAAGGGUUUUGGUCCUCGAAGAUGAUCUAUCUUCUCUCCUGAUGAUGGAGGAGCAACUUCUAAGUUUCAAAUACCAAGUCACGAAAUGCCAUGAAGAAGAGGAGGCACUUUCUCUUCUAAGGAACAAUCCCGAGAGCAGAUUCGAUAUGGUCAUCAUCGACAUCCAUUACAUAUGCAAGUUUUGGUCACAAGAUGGAUCAAAGAUUAAUCUUCCUAUAAUCGUGAUGUCCUCCGAAUAUUCGGUCGAAUCGGUGGUCGAAGUCAUGAAGAAAGGUGCCUGCGACUACAUAACAAAACCGGUAGAGUUCGAUACACUGAGGAUGAUAUACAAGCAUGUGGCCAAGACAAUGGUGGAUAAUGCCGGGAUCAGAAACUGUAACAAGAGGGUUGAGGAGGAAGAAGAAGACAAUGCCUCGGCCUCGGCCUCGGCCUCGAAGAAGCGGAGAGUGGUGUGGUCCCCCGAGCUCCGAGAGAAAUUCUUGGACGCUGUGAAUCAACUCGGGCUUGACAGUGAGUGA
Molecule: messenger RNA, 585 nt
Organism: Tarenaya hassleriana
Lineage: Eukaryota; Viridiplantae; Streptophyta; Magnoliopsida; Brassicales; Cleomaceae
Product: putative two-component response regulator-like APRR4
Exons: 3
Coding region: 1-585 (194 amino acids)
Biological process (GO): phosphorelay signal transduction system; cytokinin-activated signaling pathway
Source: RefSeq, a predicted model, not a curated record